This is a messenger RNA of Amyelois transitella, 1989 nucleotides long. Its product is annotated as putative nuclease HARBI1. Lineage: Eukaryota; Metazoa; Arthropoda; Insecta; Lepidoptera; Pyralidae. Bases 125 to 1591 code for a protein of 488 amino acids. The transcript is spliced from 5 exons. The record is from RefSeq and is a predicted model, not a curated record.
AGCUGUCAACUUCUACUGGAGUAAAUUGUCAAAACAUCCUGUCAAAUUUGUCAAACAAAGAUUCAGCAUCCAAACUUGAUUCCCAAGCUAAAUUGAAUUUAACAAAUAAUCUUAAAUUUAUUCGAUGAUGGCCGAAAAGCCACCAGAAGAAGGCUACAUAUCUGUAGUAGACGAAGAACCGGAGAUUUUUGAACUGUUAAAAUGGGACAAUCCGCACACACAGAAACAGCAGGAAGCGAGGCCUGUUGAAAAGGCAAACAGCCCCGAAAAAAGGCUUCCAAAGGUGCGUGAAGAAUGUAACCCGUUCGAUAUGCCAGAUACAGCGUUUGUCGAUAUGUUUAGAUUGACGAAAGACUUGGUGCAGACCCUGUGUGAAGAACUAAAACCAGUGAUGCCAGAUUCAAUUAAGUCUAUUGAGUUCUCUGUAGAAAGUAAGGUCAUGGCAACUCUUUCAUUUUACGCUAGUGGCAAAUUUCAGAAGACUAUGGGUGGGAAAUCUGAUCCAGCUAUUACCCAGUACUUUGUGGGUACAGCAAUACAGCAGGUUACAGAGGCUAUGAACCAUCCUACCAUUGUCAAAAAAUACAUACAUUUUCCACAUCUUAGAAAUGAAAGAGAUCAUAUUAAAUCUAGAUUUUAUAUGAAGUAUGGCAUUCCUAAUGUAGUGGGAUGCAUUGAUUGCACUCAUGUUCCAAUAGCACGGCCAGAUGAUGACCAGAAGAUACACUUCAACAAAUCAUUUCACUCCAAGAAAGUGCAGAUUGUAUGUGACAGUGAAUGCAACGUGAUGAGUGUGGACGCGAGUGCGGGUGGCUCGUUAUCAUACGAUGCGAUCCUCAACAGACAUGCCGUGAAAAAUGACUUACAGAGCCUUAACCAUUCUGGAGAGCAAUGUUUUCUUAUAGGUGGUCCAUACUACACACAAAAGUUGUACAUCAUGACGCCAAUACCGAAGAUUACUAAAAAAUCCCCUGUUUCACCUGAGAAAUAUUACUCAAACAUACAUAGCCAGGCUUUUAACUCUGUUACAGAGACGAUAAAACAGCUAAAAAGCAGAUGGAAAUGUCUUCAAGCCACAUGCAACAAGCAGUUCGACCCUUCAGCAGUGGCACAAAUUGUUGUUGCUUGCUGUAUUCUUCAUAAUAUUUGUAACAGAAACAGCCUCAUAGUUCCACAGAUGACACAAACGGAAGAAAGGCUGGAAGCGAUGAAGCAGAAGGUAGCAAACGGUCCAAUACCACGCAAGCAAGUGGAUGAUCAGAAUGGCAUUCAAGCGAGGGCGGCUUUAGUCGAGCGGUUGUGGAACGAAAGGAGGGUAAUGCCUGAAAGUAGUGCUCCAAAGAAACGUAUGUCGAAAAAGGAUAGAAUAUUGGAAGGGUAUCAGAGUCAGCAGGCACAGAGCCAUCAGAGUAGUCAUCAGAACAUGCAGGGCGCACAGCAACAUAUCCCUGCGCUGGCGCCGCCGCAACCAUUGCCUCCGCAGAUGCACCAUGAUGAUGGCAGUAAGAGGCCAAGGGUCCUUAGCAUGCAUUGUAAUCCUGGUUAUAGUUUGAGCAUGGCUCCAGGUUGGGGACAUUAUCCUCAGCAGUGAAAAAUUUUGGUUUGAGAUAUGUGGAAAAUACCUUUACCAGCCAGCGCCAGCUCCGACCACAAUGUCAACAUGUAUCAGACAACAAAAAACACUUCAAAAUUACAAUUUUUAUUUAUUUUGACAUUGUUAUUUGUGAUCUAAAUUAAGUGCUAUGAACAAAGAAAGAAAUUUUGAAGUCCACUUUAUUACAGUUCAAAAUCUGUAUGGUAAGGAUGUUAUGCUGGUGAAAAAAGUUUUAUUGAUUGAAGUGUAUUUUGAGGACUGAUUUAACUGUUUGUAAGUAUGACAAAGAUUUGUGAACAUAUCUAAGAAAUCAUAAAAUACGAUGCCAAGUGCCAAUCAUUGCGAGGGGAUAAAAAAUUAAACAAAAUAAUGUUGUGUAUAUUGAUAUAUUUUCU